Molecule: messenger RNA, 216 nt
Organism: Akanthomyces muscarius
Lineage: Eukaryota; Fungi; Ascomycota; Sordariomycetes; Hypocreales; Cordycipitaceae
Exons: 2
Coding region: 1-216 (71 amino acids)
Source: RefSeq, a predicted model, not a curated record
AUGGCAGCAUCACAAAGCACUGAUCCAACAGGUCACACCAAUACUAUCCGAAAAAAUUGCACCGAGACGCGACGGGCUCAAACGUGUUCCACCGUGUUCCAGACUUCCCACCGAAAGUACUUAAAAUUGCCCAUCGAUUCUCGCCCUGAUACCAGGGAUGCCCAGCUUAGAGUCAAUAUCAUUUCAUGCUACGGAUACCCAACACCAUAUCCGUAA